Messenger RNA from Corythoichthys intestinalis (scribbled pipefish), 5887 nucleotides. It is a transcript of the gene mex3b, whose product is annotated as mex-3 RNA binding family member B. Gene Ontology annotation, molecular function: RNA binding. The transcript has 2 exons. The record is from RefSeq and is a predicted model, not a curated record. The coding region runs from base 306 to 1838 and encodes 510 amino acids. Lineage: Eukaryota; Metazoa; Chordata; Actinopteri; Syngnathiformes; Syngnathidae.
GGCAAGAGCACUUCGAGACAAAAGCAACAGAGAACCUCAGGACGAGGAAGCUCGCUAGAAAGGAUUAUUACAUUUCUCGUCCUGGUGGUGAUGGUUUUGGCGCAUCUGCUGGGAUCGCUUCGGGACUUUUUGACUAUUUGGCAAGAUACGUGGGCAGAUGUUUUCGUAGCUCCUUUUUUUCACCUCCUCUGCCGCACUGGUUUCUUUCCACUGUCCAGUUGUCUGUUGAAAACCGGCUCCGGUGCCUCUCCCCUCCUCUUUUCCUCUCCUCCUCUUCUUGAUCACUCCUUUCUUUGGCCCCCAAAAUGCCCAGCUCACUGUUAGCCGACUGCAGCGUGCAGGGAGAUGCGCUGGACGACCAAAGAGCCCUACAGAUUGCUCUAGACCAGCUGUCUCUGCUUGGUUUGACUGCCGACGACAAUCCGCUGUGCGACGACAGCGAUGAACCCAGGAAAAGGAGUGUCAAUAUGACUGAGUGCGUUCCUGUGCCCAGCUCCGAGCAUGUGGCCGAGAUUGUGGGGAGACAAGGUUGUAAGAUUAAAGCCCUGCGAGCAAAGACCAACACCUACAUCAAGACUCCAGUCCGAGGUGAGGAGCCAGUUUUCGUCGUGACGGGCAGAAGGGAGGAUGUGGCGAUGGCCAGGAGAGAGAUCAUCUCAGCGGCAGAGCAUUUCUCAAUGAUCCGAGCUUCCAGAAACAAAAACGCCAGUUCAAACGGGAGCGGCACUCAGAUCCCCGGCCCCCCCAACCUACCUGGACAGACCACCAUCCAGGUGCGAGUCCCUUACCGCGUCGUCGGUCUUGUCAUGGGCCCGAAGGGCGCUACGAUCAAACGCAUCCAGCAGCAGACCCAUACUUACAUUGUAACUCCCAGUCGCGAUAAGGAGCCUGUGUUUGAGGUGACGGGGAUGCCGGAAAAUGUGGACCGAGCCCGCGAGGAGAUUGAAGCUCAUAUCGCCGUGAGAACAGGGGGUCUUAUCGAGGUCCAGGAUGUCAACGACUUCCAUGCUAAUGGAACAGACGUGGGGUUUGAUCUGAACGGGCAUCCCGCUAAGUGGUCCAAGCCCAGCGUCAGGACGACCCCCACCUCUGUUCGCAAACCCUUUUCUAAGUACCGCAAUGACUCCUCCUCUUCGCUAGGAAGCGCCUCCACUGACUCUUACUUUGGCACUAACCCUUGCCGCAUGGCGGACAACAGCCCUCCAAGCCCUGCAAUAAGUUACACAACCAACUACAAUAAUAAUAACUACAAUAAAAACAAUAUCAACGUCAACACAAAUGCACAAUUUUUUGUUUAUGCAAAUGAGGCAAUGUCUCCUGACUGCAAUGAUCUGACAUUUGAUUCCCCGCCAGUGCUGGAACCAACGCCAGCCCAACUUGGGAUUUUCUGGUCGCAGUGCGAAAAUCAACCCGUUUCUUUUUCACCUGCCAACUCCAGUGGGGUGAGGGCGAAUCAGAGAAAUAUGAACAAAGACGGCGGAUCCCAGCCCAGAAUUUCAUCGCCUCCCCACAAUGGUACCAAGGAGUACCUGUUAGCCCGAAGUGAAGACCUGCUCAGUUUCUCCGGCUAUGUCAAAACUGUCGUUUCUCUGACCAACUCUCACCUUCCUUGUGUUCCGUUCGACUCCUCUUCGUCAUCCUCCUCUUCCUCAUCCACGAGCCGUAAAGGCAGCCGAGACUGUUCUGUGUGCUUUGAAAGCGAAGUCAUUGCAGCGUUGGUGCCCUGUGGGCACAACCUCUUCUGUAUGGAUUGUGCCAAUCGUAUCUGUGAGCGAAGCGAGCCCAAAUGCCCUGUCUGCCAAAGCAGCGUUACUCAGGCUAUACGUAUAUUUUCAUAAGAAUGUACAUAAACUAUUUAAUGAGGCUUGUUAAACAGGCAACAAGCGCUUUAAUUGACCUUUCGAAAAAAGCUCCGCCCCUGCUUAGUUACGGUUGCUAGGCCGACAUGCUUCGUGACUCCAGACGUACAGGGGAGUAUUUUAAGCAAGGACGUAGGUUUGCAUAGUUGGGGUGGGAACCCUUUGGUACCUCACGAUAUGAUUCGAGUUGCGAUACAAAGCUCACGAUAACGAUGAUCUCACGAUAUGGUGAUACAACGAUUAUCAAUACAUUGGUCAGGAAAUCCUUCUUAAAGAAGCAACUAAUAGACAGAAAAACAAGCUGCAGUGGUAUGAAAAAGUUUUUGAACCUUUUGGAAUUUCUCACGUCUGCAUAAAAUCACCAUCAGAUGUGAUCUGAUCGUUGUCAAAAUCAUACAGAUGAAAAAACAGUGUCUGCUUUAACUAAAACCACCCAAACAUAGGUUUUCAUAUUUAAAUGAAGAUAGUAUGCAAACAAUGACAUAAGGGCUAAAAAUAAGUUAACCAUCACAUUUAAUAUUUUGUGCCCCCCCCCCCCCCCUUUUUGGCAGCAAUAACUUCAACCAGACAUUUUCUGUAGCUGCAGAUCAGUCUGGCACAUCGAUCAGGACUAAUCUUGGCCCAUUCUUCUCUACAAAACUGCUGAAGGUCAGAUUCCUGGGAUAUCUGGCAUGAAUCGUUGUCUUUAGGUCAUGCUACAGCAUCUCAAUGGGGUUCAAGUCUGGACUUUGACUUACCACUCCAGAACGUGUAUUUUGUUCUUCUGAAACCAUUCUGAAGUUGAUUUACUUCUGUGCUUUGGAUCAUUGUCUUGUUGCAGCAUCCGUCCUCUUUUUAGCAGACGGACUCAGGCUUUGCUGCAAAACAUCCUGAUAAACCUUUGAACUCAUUUUUCCAUUAAUGAUUGCAAUUUGUCCAGCCCAGGAGGCACCAAAGCAGCCCCAAAUCAUGAUACUCCCUCCACCAUGCUUCACAGUGGACAUGAGGUGUUGAUGUUGGUGAUGGUGAGCUGUUCCAUUUUUCCUCCACAUGUGAUGUUGUGUGUUACUCCCAAACAAUUCAACUUUGGUUUCAUUAGUCCACGUAAUAUUUUGCCAAAACCUCUGUGGAGUGUGUAAUGCCUUUUUGAGAACAUUAAACGAGCAACAAUGUUUUUUUAGACAGCAGUGGCUUCCUCCGUGGAGUCCUCCCCUCAUCAGACCAUAGGAUUUGGUUCCAGUAAUCCAUGUGAUUUGUUGACAAGUCUUCAGCAAACUGUUUGCGGGCUUUCUUGUGUACCGUCUUUAGAAGAGGCUUCCUCCUGGGGUGACAGCCUUGCAGACCAAUUUGAUGUAGAAUACGGCGUAUGGUCUGAGCACUAACAGACUGACUCCCCACCUCUUCAUUCUCUCCUGUAACGAGUCACAUGGCAUUUUGGAGGAAAAAUGAUAAGCAAUGCUCAAUUUGGACAUUUAGGGAUGUGCAUUUUUUCAUAGGUGUGUUCUCACUUUUGUUGCCAGGGGUUUAGAUAUUAAUGGUUAUAUUUUGAGUUAUUUUGAGGGGAAAAUAAAUGAACUCUAUUAUAUAAGCUGCACACUGACUACUUUUCAUUGUGUCAAAGUUUCAUUUUGUCAGUGUGGUCCCAUGAAAAGAUAUACUUUAAAUAUCUGCAGAAAUGUGACGGGUGUACUCCCUUUUGUGAUUCACUGUAGUUGAUGUGUGCACAUAGAUAUUGGACUGUGCCAGGGAUUUCUGUAAGUCUUUAGCAGACACUCUAGGGUUCUCUGUUACCACUCUGAGUAAUCUGCGCUGAACUCUUGGCGUCAUCUUUGGUGGACGGCCACUCCUUGGGAGAGAAGCAACAGUGCCAAACUCUCUCCAUUUGUAGACAACUUCUCUGACUCACCCAGACAUUUAGAGAUGGUGUUGUAACCUUUCCCAGCUUUAUACAAAUCAACAAUCCUUGAUGGCAGGUCUUCAGACAGCUAUUUUGACCGAGCCAUUAGCCAGGUGUGUGUUUUAUAAUAGGCAGGGCAGCUUUAAACUUAAACUUAAAUCAGUGAUUGGGCACACACCUGACUUAAAAUGUUUGGUAAAAAAUGGUUUCAAUUGAUCGUUAAGUCUUCUUGGGCAGAGGGUUCACUUACUUAUUUUCCCCCUUCUGUUACUGUUUUCAUACAUCUUCAUUAAAAUAUGAAAACCUAAAAAUGUUUGGGUGGUUUUAGUUGAAGCAGACACUGUUUUUUCAUCUGUGAUUUCGACAAAGAUCAGAUCAUGCAGAAAUGACAGAAAUUCCAAAAGGUUCGGAUACUUUUUCAUACCACUGUAUCUUAAUCCUUCUGCUGUAAGUUUACAACUAGUAGACGUCCAAUCCAUUUGAGCUGGGAAGGUCGCAGUGAAUAAACCCCUCCCACUUCGAACGGGCCCUUCCCACGUCUAGGUCGUUUUGGCCCAUUUCAGGUCAUUACCUGUUGAUUUUGGGGCAUUUCAGGGUCACUUCAUGUUGAUUUUGGGUUACAGAACAGGCAGUGACCCAGGAAUUAAUCGGCAGUGACUCCCAACUCAACAGGAAGUGACCUGUAAAUGCCCUAAAAUGAACAGAAAGUGACCUGUAAAUGCCCAGAAAAUUACUGUGAAUGCUCUUCGAACAAAUGAACGUUAAUUCGCCCUUCCCGGUCUUAAUGGAUUGGGUGUCGAGCGCUGUCAAUAGCAGCCAUUGAGUUAACUGAGACAUUUUUAUGGUGGAAGAUUUUGGUAGCAACUUGUUGCUGAUUUGGUGGGCCAAACACUGGUUGCUUUAUGUUCGUGCUCGUACAAGGUGCAACUAGUGUCCCCUAGUGUCCCCACUUUUUUUUUUUUUUUUUUUUUUAAAAAGGGACGUGCACGUCACCCGUUCAUAAUCUGUUUGGUUUUAUUAAUGUCAUACCCCCAACAAAAAGGGCACAUGCAGGUUAUGCUGUUACAUCCUCCCUACCAAUGUUGAGGCCAAACCUACACCGCUGCUUUCAAGGGAUUUUUUUGGGAGCAAUACCAGUGCAGCAGCCUCCCGAUUCAGGCAAAAGGUAAUACAGUGAUCCCUCAUAACGUCAUGGCUCAACUCUGGCGUCCACUGUGCAUCGCAGAUCUAUUUAAAAUUAUUCAUCAAAAAUUAAAAAUUGAGAAAAUAUGGUGCGAAAGUUGCCAGUGCGCUAGCAGAAGGCAGGGAGUGCGUGCACUACUCAAAAUCCACCUCUCUGCUUCACUGGCCAGCAUCCCCCCCUCAUGACUCAUUAAUCUCGCAAGAUGAUUGGCCGUUAGAGAAUGAAUGUACAAUAUGUAUAAUUUAUACAUUGUUUUAUAAAUGUUUUUAGAUCAUUUACAUGUUGCAAAUUAUUCUUUAAUGUUCUAAUUAUAAAAUGCAUUUACAGGGUUUAAUAUAGACUUAUUGAUAUGAUAUACACACACACACAAAAUGUGGGGUGACACUACUUCGCAGUUUUUCACUUUAUGCUGUCAGUUCUGGUCCCAAUUAACAACAAUAAGUGAGGGAUCAUUGUAAAAUAUCCAGUGGAGGGUUGUACUGAAAAUUUUAAAAAUUGUAGCAAACAAUCGAGGCAAAAGCACACAGGAUGAACACUUACAGCAAAGCAAAGGGUUGGGAUGAUGUCCGUUCACAAAAUGUUACAUGCCCGUGCCCAUCCCCGCGGCAGCAGCGCCGUUUCACUGGGCUCAGCCUAGUCUCCACUUGGCAAAGACACUUUUCUAACCCACUCAGUACUUGCUACUCAUGUGUUUUUACAUUUUUGGUGCUAAUUAGGUGGGCCAAACACUCAUUGCUUGAUAUUCAUGCUUGUACAAGCAUGCGUGACAUGCAUGAGUUUAACACAAGCUAAAGUUACGCUUUAGGCCCGAAGUGGCAGUCGCGAGUAAAAAAGUUUAAACAUAGAACGGACUGCGAACGAAGGCAUGAAGUUUACCAACUGGCUAAUUAAACAGCUAUACUAAUAGCUGUAUGGAAUCACCAGUCUCGGACGAGCACUCACUCAGACAUUUUAUUAUUUAGAGCAAAC